AUUCAAACUGAAGAAGCUGAUUCCUUGCUCCUCAACCAAAUCCUCCACUCUUGAAACCAUGUGCUACUACAGCAACUACUAUGGUGGUCUGCGUUAUGGCUAUGGAGGCCUGCGCGGUGGCUAUGGCUGUGGCUGUGGUUAUGGCCAUGGCUAUGGGGGCCUGGGCUGUGGCUAUGGCCGUGGCUAUGGCGGCUAUGGAUAUGACUGCUGCCGCCCAUCUUGCUAUGGAAGAUACCGGUGGUCCUGUGGCUUCUACUGAGAAAUAUCUGGCAACUCAACCUCGUGGUCUCUUCCACAUGGACUUCCUAAAUCUGCCUUCAUAAUUCUUCAUAUGAGUAAUUCAUUUUUCUGUUGUAAAAUGUCAACAUCAUCCUUAAGUAUCUGGAAGCAAAAAUAGGUCAGAUUUUGCAAGCCUCA
Symphalangus syndactylus (siamang) is the source of this 417-nucleotide messenger RNA. RefSeq names its product keratin associated protein 20-2 (gene KRTAP20-2). The record is from RefSeq and is a predicted model, not a curated record. NCBI's taxonomy places the organism in Eukaryota, Metazoa, Chordata, Mammalia, Primates, Hylobatidae.